Arabidopsis arenosa is the source of this 1373-nucleotide messenger RNA. The record is from the annotation of a GenBank genome assembly. NCBI's taxonomy places the organism in Eukaryota, Viridiplantae, Streptophyta, Magnoliopsida, Brassicales, Brassicaceae.
GGUUAUUAGAUCUUUUUGGUUGUCAAACGAACUGAGAAUCCAUGGCGACUCGCUCGCUCUUCCAUAGUCUUAGAUGUCGAUUGACGAAUAAUGGUCUUCUCGGAAGCAAUUUCAUUCGGAACGCCGAAUCGUCGUCACGAUUCUCCAAGUCGUACAAUGCUGAUGCAGCUAUCGGAGGCUCCCUUGUCGAGGAACCGGGUGAGAAAGACGAUCUGAAGAGCAGGAUUUUCAGAUUGAGACUUCCCAAACGGAGCGCGACUACUGUUCUCGAGAAAUGGGUUGGAGAAGGAAAUCAGAUUACGAUCAAUCAACUUCGAGAGAUCUCCAAAGAGCUUAGGAGAACUCGGCGUUACAAACACGCUCUUGAGGUUACAGAGUGGAUGGUUCAGCAUGAAGAAUCAAAGGUCUCAGAUGCUGAUUACGCGUCGCGGAUAGAUCUGAUUUCAAAAGUUUUCGGGAUCGAUGCAGCUGAACGCUACUUUGAAGGUCUGCAUAUAGAUUCAAAGACAACUGAAACCUAUACUUCUCUCCUUCAUGCUUAUGCUGGCUCCAAACAAACUGAACGAGCUGAGGCCUUGUUCAAGAGAAUCAUUGAGACUGAUAGUCUCACUUUCGGUGCCAUCACAUACAACGAGAUGAUGACUUUAUACAUGUCAGUCGGGCAAGUUGAGAAAGUACCCGAGGUUAUCCAAGUGUUAAAGCACAAAAAGGUUUCUCCGGAUAUUUUUACUUACAAUUUGUGGUUAAGUUCAUGUGCUGCAACUUUUAAUAUAGAUGAGCUCAGAAAGAUUCUUGAAGAGAUGAGGCAUGAUCCUAGUUCCAAUGAGGGUUGGGUUCGAUAUAUCAAUCUUACUAGCAUCUAUAUAAACAGUAGUAGAGUAACUAAUGCGGAGUCUGCCUUACCCGUAGAAGCUGAGAAAUCUAUUUCGCAAAGAGAAUGGAUCACAUAUGACUUCCUUAUGAUUCUGCACACUGGACUAGGGAACACGGUUAUGAUUGAUCAGAUUUGGAAGUCUUUGAGAAACACCAACCAGAUAUUGAGUAGUAGAAGCUACAUCUGUGUGCUUUCAUCCCAUCUAGUAUUGGGUCAUUUGAGAGAAGCCGAGGAGGUUUUCGAUCAGUGGAAGGAGUCUAAAACGACAGAGUUUGAUGCUUCUACUUGCUUGAGGAUCUUGAAUGCUCUUCGAGAUGUCGGUUUAGAGGGUAUAGCCACCGCCUUUCACUUGCUCUUGGCGUAUAAGAAAUGCAGCAUGGAGGAUGAGGUAUCAUAAGAUUGGUGUCUCUGAGAAAUAAGUUGUGAAAAUUUUAUGCUCUUGGCAAGAAUCAGAUCAAGCUCUUCAAUCAUGGUGGAUGAAUAAAAUAGAGGUUUCUUC